Messenger RNA from Oncorhynchus gorbuscha (pink salmon), 3700 nucleotides. RefSeq names its product transcription elongation factor SPT5-like. Gene Ontology annotation, biological process: transcription elongation by RNA polymerase II; regulation of DNA-templated transcription elongation; transcription elongation-coupled chromatin remodeling. Gene Ontology annotation, molecular function: mRNA binding; protein binding. The record is from RefSeq and is a predicted model, not a curated record. Gene Ontology annotation, cellular component: DSIF complex. Lineage: Eukaryota; Metazoa; Chordata; Actinopteri; Salmoniformes; Salmonidae.
CAAGUAUUUCAAACCAUCGCGAGAAUGUGGUUCGUUGCCUUCCAAAUUUCGUUAUUCUGUGUAUCGAAGGAAGUGGAAGUGACAAAAAAUAUAUCUAUCCAUUUAUUUUUUCUUUUAGUUAAGUCCAAACCAAGACACGUGUUUUAGAAAGUCUCUUUGGAGGAGAUCCCGGCUCCACGAAUGUCGGACAGUGAAGACAGCGACUUCUCUGACAACCAGAGUGAACAAAGUAGCGAAGCCGAGGAGGUGGAUAAAAAUGAGGCAGAGGAAGAUGGGCAGGCAAGUUUAUCUGGCAGUGACAAGGCAGCAGAAGAGGAAGGGGAAGACUUGGCAGAUGAGUAUGACGAAGAGGAGGAAGAGGAUGAUGAUGACCGUCCCAGAAAGAAACCCAGGCAUGGAGGUUUCAUCUUAGAUGAAGCCGAUGUGGAUGAUGAGUAUGAAGAUGAAGACCCGUGGGAGGAAGGUGCUGAGGAUAUUUUAGAGAAAGUUAACGAGGAAGCUGAGGUGUCCAACAUUGACCAUGUGGUCCUGGAUGAGGACAACUCUGGCUCCCGCAGGCUGCAGAACCUCUGGAGAGAUUCCAGAGAAGAGGCCUUGGGUGAAUAUUACAUGAGGAAAUAUGCCAAGCAAUCAGGAAAUGAUUUUCCUGGGGGUUCUGAGGAACUGUCUGAUGACAUCACCCAGCAGCAGCUGCUCCCUGGCGUCAAGGAUCCUAAUCUUUGGACGGUCAAGUGUAAGAUUGGAGAAGAGAGAGCAACCGCCAUCGCAUUGAUGAGGAAAUUCAUUGCCUAUCAAUUCACAGACACGCCCCUCCAAAUCAAGUCGGUAGUGGCUCCCGAACAUGUCAAAGGUUACAUCUAUGUGGAGUCGUACAAGCAGACUCACGUCAAGGCUGCAAUUGAUGGAAUAGGCAACCUGAGGAUGGGCUUCUGGAACCAGCAGAUGGUUCCCAUCAAGGAGAUGACAGACGUCCUCAAGGUGGUCAAAGAGGUGACUAACCUCAAGCCCAAGUCCUGGGUCCGCCUCAAGAGAGGCCUCUACAAAGAUGACAUUGCCCAGGUGGACUAUGUGGAGCCCAGUCAGAACACGAUAUCACUGAAGAUGAUUCCCAGGAUAGAUUUGGACAGAAUUAAGGCCCGUAUGAGCAUGAAAGACUGGUUUGCAAAGCGGAAAAAGUUCAAGAGACCAGCCCAGAGACUCUUCGAUGCGGAAAAGAUCAGGUCACUUGGUGGGGAUGUCAGCCACGAUGGAGACUUCAUGAUAUUUGAAGCUAACCGCUACAGCCGUAAAGGGUUCCUCUUCAAGAGCUUUGCCAUGUCUGCUGUGAUCACUGAAGGAGUGAAACCCACUCUGUCAGAGCUGGAGAAGUUUGAGGAUCAGCCAGAAGGCAUUGAUCUGGAGGUGGUGACUGAAACCGCAGGUAAAGAGCGUGAGCACAACCUCCAGGCUGGGGACAACGUGGAGGUGUGUGAAGGGGAGCUGAUAAACUUGCAGGGCAAGAUCCUGAGUGUGGAUGGCAACAAGAUCACCAUCAUGCCCAAGCAUGAGGACCUGAAGAAUCCGCUGGAGUUCCCGGCCCAUGAAUUGAGGAAGUACUUCCGUAUGGGUGACCACGUCAAGGUGAUAGCAGGCCGCUACGAGGGCGACACCGGCCUCAUCGUACGCGUGGAGGAGAACUUUGUCAUCCUCUUCUCUGACCUCACCAUGCACGAGUUGAAGGUCCUGCCCCGGGACUUACAGCUGUGCUCUGAGACGGCGUCAGGGGUAGAUGCCGGGGGCCAGCACGAAUGGGGAGAGCUGGUCCAACUGGACCCCCAGACCGUGGGAGUUAUUGUCAGGCUGGAGAGAGAGACAUUCCAGGUCCUCAACAUGGACGGCAAGGUGCUGACGGUGCGUCACCAGGCAGUGAAUCAGCGGAAAGACAACCGCUUUGCUGUGGCGCUGGACUCUGAGCAGAACAACAUUCACGUCAAAGACAUCGUCAAGGUCAUCGACGGACCACACUCGGGGCGUGAGGGAGAGAUCCGCCACAUUUUCAGAGGCUUUGCCUUCCUGCACUGUAAAAAGCUGGUGGAGAACGGGGGCAUGUUCGUCUGCAAGACACGCCACGUGGUGCUGGCCGGGGGCUCCAAGCCCAGAGACGUCACCAACUUCACCGUGGGAGGCUUCGCUCCGAGGAGUCCAAGUAUCAGCAGCCCCAUGCAUCCAGGUGGUGGUGGUGGUGGUCAGCAGCAGAGGGGUGGUGGAGGAGGUGGACAGAUGGGGCGUGGCCGGGGCAGGAGGGACAACGACCUGAUUGGACAGACCGUCCGCAUCUCCCAUGGACCAUACAAGGGGUACAUUGGAGUGGUGAAGGAUGCCACUGAGUCGACAGCCAGAGUGGAGCUGCACUCAACAUGCCAGACCAUCUCUGUGGACCGACAGCGUCUCACCACAAUGGGAGCCAAGAGCCAUGGAGGAAUGACUUCCACCCACGGACGCACUCCCAUGUACGGUCCCCAGACCCCCAUGUACGGGACAGGCUCCCGUACCCCCAUGUAUAACUCUCAGACCCCCUUACACGAUGGGAGCCGUACACCGCACUACGGCUCGCAGACCCCGCUGCAUGAUGGGAGCAGAACGCCAGGGCAGAGCGGAGCGUGGGACCCCAACAACCCCAACACACCGUCCAGGGCGGACGAUGACUUUGAGUUUGGUUAUGAUGACGAGCCCUCGCCGUCCCCUCAGGGCUACGGGGGCACUCCUAACCCCCAGACCCCUGGCUACCCAGAGGUACCCUCACCCCAGGUCAAUCCCCAGUACAACCCCCAGACCCCAGGAACCCCAGCCAUGUACAACACGGAACAGUACUCGCCGUACACUGCCCCCUCCCCACAGGGCUCGUACCAGCCCAGCCCCAGUCCCCAGAGCUACCAUCAGGUGGCCCCCAGCCCAGUGGGCUACCAGAACACACACUCACCAGCCAGCUACCACCCCACACCCUCACCCAUGGCAUACCAGGCCAGUCCGAGCCCCAGCCCGGUAGGCUACAGCCCCAUGACCCCCGGCGCCCCCUCCCCUGGCGGCUACAACCCCCACACCCCCGGCUCCAACAUCGACCAGACCUCCUGCGACUGGGUCACCACCGACAUCCUAGUGCACGUUAAGGACACCUUCCUGGACAGCCAGGUGGUUAACCAGACGGGCGUUAUCCGCAGUGUCACGGGUGGCAUGUGCUCAGUCUUCCUCCAGGACACAGAGAAGGUGGUGAGCAUCUCCAGUGAACACCUAGAGCCUGUCACCCCAACUAAGAACAACAAGGUGAAGGUGAUUUUAGGGGAGGACCGCGAGGCCACGGGGAUCCUACUGAGUAUUGAUGGGGACGACGGCAUCGUCAGGAUGGAGCUGGAUGACCAGCUGAAGAUUCUCAACCUCCGCUUCCUGGGCAAGCUGGAGCUCUGAGCCAUCACACCCCAACCUCACAACACGCCCUCACUGCAAAGCAACGUCACUCAAAACAAGCAGAAUAUGUGCCCCCAUGUUCACUAUCAAAGAUUAAAAUUGCCCGUGUAAUUUCUUUUCAGCCAAACUUGUGCUCUUAGUGAACUCUCAUUGGUUUUUAGUGCUCUGUGGUUGUAAUUUCUGUCUUUUCUUUACUUUUUUUGUUAUAGAAACUAUAUUUUGGUUAUGCGUGUACAAUGUCAAUUAAAUGUUAACUAUU